This is a messenger RNA of Dentiscutata heterogama, 317 nucleotides long. The record is from the annotation of a GenBank genome assembly. Lineage: Eukaryota; Fungi; Glomeromycota; Glomeromycetes; Diversisporales; Gigasporaceae.
AUCAAAAAGAUGAUGCAUCUGAUGCAAAAAAAGUUAUAAUUCAAGUUAAUUCUGAAAUUAUAAUUCAUGAUAAAGCAACAUCAUCUGAUACAAUUGAAAUUUCAAUCAAAAGUGAUGAAAAACUUGAGAUUAAAAGAAAAAUCGCUUGUAAAUAUUUUAAUGAGGGAAAAUAUGUCGAAUCAUUAAAAAUUUAUGAAAAAAUUCUCAUAGCCCAUCAUAGUGAAGAAGAUUUACAAAAUGCUUCAAAUUGGAAUCUUUAUGGAAGAUUCCUUACACCAAAAUGGAAAUUUUUGAGUUGGAUUUCUAAUUCAAAGAAA